GAAAGAGUGAGUCAUACGUUGUGUGCGAUUAGUGGCGACACAAGUGUUGUGACAGUAAUUGAUGUCAAUAUUGGGUUCACUUGUGUUGACAUUUGAUCCGCUCUGCGAUCACCUCUAGUCAGUCGAUCACAGCCCAAGACAUUGACCACCGCGAAGGACAAUGGCUCUCAAACUACUGGUCGGACAGAAGAUCCUGAACGACGUGGUGCGGUCGUCGCACAAGAAGGGCGAGUGGAAGGUCUUAAUCGUGGACCCGUUGGGGAUGCGGAUGAUCUCCUCGUGCACUAAAAUGCACGAAAUCGCCAACGAAGGCAUCACUAUUGUCGAGGAUAUCGGCAAAAAGCGGGAACCGUUGCCUAAUAUGGAAGCCAUUUAUCUC
This is a messenger RNA of Oppiella nova, 379 nucleotides long. NCBI's taxonomy places the organism in Eukaryota, Metazoa, Arthropoda, Arachnida, Sarcoptiformes, Oppiidae. The record is from the annotation of a GenBank genome assembly.